Medicago truncatula (barrel medic) is the source of this 1249-nucleotide messenger RNA. RefSeq names its product chaperone protein DnaJ. The record is from RefSeq and is a predicted model, not a curated record. NCBI's taxonomy places the organism in Eukaryota, Viridiplantae, Streptophyta, Magnoliopsida, Fabales, Fabaceae. The coding region runs from base 197 to 1036 and encodes 279 amino acids. The transcript is spliced from 2 exons.
CGGUUUUAAGAUUUGGAUCAUUGAUGGACUGCAACAAAGAAGAGGCCUUAAGGGCCAAGGAAAUCGCGGAAAAGAAGAUAGAAAACAGGGAUUUUGUGGGGGCACGUAAGUUUGCUCUUAAGGCUCAGUCUCUGUAUUUGGUGAUGAGAUCAAUUGGUAUGGAGUUCUUCAUCUAUAAUGCACAGCUGGUGAUGCAAUGAUUAAGAAGCAGUUCCGAAAGUUUGCUCUUCAACUUCAUCCCGAUAAAAAGAAGUUUGCUGGUACAGAAGCUGCAUUUAAGCUGAUUGGAGAAGCUCAAAGACUGCUUUCAGACAGAGAAAAACGAACUAGGUAUGACAUGAAGCUUAAUGUGAACAAAACUGCUAUGCCGCCGCGUUCUAAUCAACCGAAGGUUCCUACAAAUUUCAAUUCUGCAAUGAAAAACAAUGUCAGGCCCAGUUUUACAAACUCGAAUACCCAGCAGCAGCAGAACGGUGUGCACCGUACUUUCUGGACUGCCUGCCCAUUUUGUUCCGUGAAGUAUGAGUACUACAGAGAAAUUUUGAAUAAAUCUCUUCGCUGUCAACAAUGCCAUGGGCUCUUCGUUGCAUGUAUUCUGGAUAUGCAUGGUACAUCACCAACAACUAACCCAAGUCAGCAAGCUUCCAAGGUGAAUGUUGGAUCUCAAGGUAACUCGCACGCUGAGAAGUCCAAUACAAAGCCUUUCAAGAAAAAAGUCCCUGUUGGUGUCUCUAGAAAGUCAGAUGUGAAGAGAAAGAGGAAUCAAGUGGAAGAAUUUAGUCAAAGCUCUGAUUCUACAAGCAGCAGUGAUUCUGAAGAUGAAAUAGUUGCUGGUAAGAAUGGUUUUCUAGGUGUAGGAGACCAUUCAACUGAGCAGCCACGUAGAUCUGUGCGACAGAAGCAUAAUGUUUCCUACAGUGUUAACAUGAAUGGCACUGACAAUGACUUAUUACAACCUUCAAAAACAGGUCAGGAGAAUGGAUCACAUUAUGGUGAUUGUCAAAGUCACGGGGAGACUGCUAAAACAAAUGAUUAGAAUGGUUUAGCAGCUGAUCCAAAAGAUGAACUUGAAAAGUUAAAACAGAAACAGGCGGAAAAGACAAGGGGAGGCGGAAAAGAAGCUGCGAAAGGGUCAAAGCAGAUGGAUAAAACUAUAGAGCAUUCUUCUCCAGGUUCAACCUCCAAGACAUCAAAUUGUCCGAAUGCUUAUGUUUAUCCUGAUGCAGAGUUCAGUGAUUUGACAAGGACA